UCCAUCCCUGCUUGUAGCUUCAAGCCUCCAAACCCUCCAUCCCAAUCUCUUCUUACUGUCUCUUCUAACCCAAGCCAAAAGAAUAAAAAAAUGGCCAAGAUCACUGCCCUGUUCUUCACUGCUCUGCUUCUUUCUUCUAUGCUUGCCCACGCCACUCGCCCUGUCCCAGGUUUUAACGAGGAACUUUCAGCAACGACGCAACAUUUGGGUGCGGACGCAGGGCAUGAUGAUGCUGUAGUGGACUCUUGUGAAGGCGUUUCAGAGGAUGAAUGCUUGAUGAGAAGGACACUCGCCGCUCACCUUGACUACAUCUACACCCAGAAGCACAAGCCUUGAAUUUCUCUAAUACUAUGAGUAGAAGCAUAUGCCAAAACAAGAUUCGUAAUUACAUACGUUAAAUGCUUGUUUCCUCCGGACUUUGACCCCAAGCUUUUAGUUCCCCCCCGUCAUAUUACGAAACUCUCAUCUCUGUAUUUACUAUUUAGUAUAAAGUAUUGUAAUGAAGCUGACAAUAUAAGCUCAUAUGUGUCUGCAUAUAUCUUACUUUGUAUGGGACUGUAGUUAUAUUUACAAAUAAAGACGGCUCUUGCCAUAA
Messenger RNA from Neltuma alba, 595 nucleotides. Its product is annotated as phytosulfokines-like. The record is from RefSeq and is a predicted model, not a curated record. The transcript has 2 exons. NCBI's taxonomy places the organism in Eukaryota, Viridiplantae, Streptophyta, Magnoliopsida, Fabales, Fabaceae. Gene Ontology annotation, molecular function: growth factor activity. Gene Ontology annotation, biological process: cell population proliferation. The coding region runs from base 91 to 336 and encodes 81 amino acids. Gene Ontology annotation, cellular component: extracellular region.